Messenger RNA from Cynoglossus semilaevis (tongue sole), 3395 nucleotides. It is a transcript of the gene c1h14orf180, whose product is annotated as chromosome 1 C14orf180 homolog. The record is from RefSeq and is a predicted model, not a curated record. Bases 503 to 1564 code for a protein of 353 amino acids. Gene Ontology annotation, cellular component: trans-Golgi network; plasma membrane; transport vesicle. The transcript has 10 exons. Gene Ontology annotation, biological process: positive regulation of Golgi to plasma membrane protein transport. Gene Ontology annotation, molecular function: connexin binding. NCBI's taxonomy places the organism in Eukaryota, Metazoa, Chordata, Actinopteri, Pleuronectiformes, Cynoglossidae.
GGCAGUGCUUACAUCAGUGUACACAUCAAAACAUACUUUUUUUUUUCUUUUUUCUGCUGCCCUAGGAUUGGAGAGAGACCUGCUGUGCUUUACUUUCACUACUGUAUGUGAGCACGUCAGGGAUUGGUCCACUGCUCUGCCACUCACUCUCCUACUUCCUCUGUCCUCCUUUCCUGGUGCAGCCUGGGCAAGAGGGAGGGGGAUGGAUCUAUGCUGGUGUGUGAGUCGCCGGAGCUCCCUCAGCCGGCUCCUCACCACCUGUCCUUGACUUCAUGUGUACAGACAGACGUGGCUGAAGGGAAAGCUGUUCUGCUCACUGGUCCUCUGCCACCUCUGGGGUCGGUGUUUGUGCGAGUGCAUGUCUGUCUCUCAGUCAGUGUGUGGAGUCUGCCUCUCUCCUACUUGUGUGUGCGCUUCAUUUGGAGUGGCGAAGAGGGGAACGCUUGUCCUCAGUCGAUGGAGCUCUGAUGGGAGACAGUGCUGACUCUGGCUGGGACUGGGGAUGCUGAACAGGGGGAGGGAGGGCCUGUUUGAGCUGGGACAGCAGCUCCAGCAGCAGGGGGAGUACCAGGCCGCCCUCCACUGCUUCCUCAGCUGCUUGUUGGGACUGACCCAUGUGCAGAGCUUCACCUCUCUGCCUAACUGCCUACACCAGAUUGCAGAGCUCUUCAUCACAGAGAAGAACUAUGGAAAGGCUCUGCAGUUCAUUCAGGCUGAAAAAAUGUUCUACGAGGUGGCACUGAUCGAGCUGACGGCUCUGCAAGGGACCACAGGGCCUCAGGAAGAGGCUACGCUGGGCUCCGCAGGAUGGACCACCUCCGAGGAGCUCCUGGAGCAGGCGUCUCAGGCUCAGCAGCUGGAACGUCUGGCUCAGCUGUGCAUCAUGAGCAAACAGCCUCACCUUGCUCUGGAAUACAGUGGUAAGGCCACGAAGAUCCACCAGAGGGCUUUCGGUAAUGACCACCCAAUUACGUCCAGAAGCCUGGAGCUAAUGGCCACGGUCUACGCUGAGAUUGGCAAGACGGAGUAUUCAGACUCCCUGGGUCAGUGUGUGUCGGCGCUGUCCAAACGCUUUGCUGCGGCAGAGUCCAUCAGAGACACGGUCAACUGUCUUCCUCACUCGCACAGGGAGAAACACUCGGAGGUCCGUCACAGGAAGGACUCCCACCACCAACAGGAGGACACAGUGAAACUGAAGGUCAACAAUGGAAAAGUCCCCACCUCCAUUCUGAAGAGGCCGAGUCCUGACUACGGGACAGACAUGGAGCUGAACCACAGACGGAAAGGUGAACGGAGGGUUCGAUUCCGAGAGCCAGAGACCACAGUACAUGAAAUCCCACCCUGUGCCUGUUUAGGUGCCUAUGAGACCACACCGUCCCGCCCCCACCUCGCCCUCCUCACUUGCUUCUUCCUUCUUAUGUCAUUCCUGGGUGUGGCCAUGUACUGCACCGACCGGCGACGCCCACAGAGAGUGUGUGAAGAGCUGGAGGCUGCACUGGCAGUUUACCUGCUGCAUAUGAAACAGCUGCUGUGGGGCUGCUGGAUAUGGCUGACCAUGCAAUGACUGUGACUGACCACAGAUGGCGACAUUUUUUUUGUUUCCUAUCCAUGAAGGCGUCCGGACCUUCAGACACCUCAGCCAUUGGUUUGACAGGGCUUUAUAAACUGUAAAGGGAAACUGUAUAACCCCAGGAAUAUGUAGCUUUCAUGUCUUCAUGUAGAAACAUGUAAAUGUGCUGAGGCUGGAACAUCAGCUGGGACAUUUUUGCACAUUUACAAUGUCGUUGCUCACAAAUUCCACUAAACUAAUAACCGGAAAUGUGAUUUUUUUUUUUUUUUUUUUUUGAUUUUUUGAUUUCUUGUCACAGUCAGUGAAGCUGAAUUGACUUUUUUUCCACAGGUAAAACAUCUACAAACCUCACUUCCUGAGUCGUUGGUGCACUUUCAUAAAGCUGUUAUUAUGGUAUUGACCAGAACAAUGACGAAAGUCACGUUGCUAUUUAAAUCUAUUUGUUUUUAACAAACACAAUUUUCCCUUAAAUGUUAGAGGAACGCAGCAGGUUUACUACUGAAUCUUAUUUUAUCUAAGAUUUCUAAUCUUUCUGGAUUUGACAGACAGAUAUGGACCACAGCAGAAGUAGAGGUACACUCUUUAGUCCUCACACCACGCUUUUGUAACAUGUUAACACAAUUUCUCUAAAAUCUCAACACAAGAUUUUUAGUUGAUCCACAGUGUGUGUGACCAUGUGUUCUCUAAUGUCAAGAGCCUUAGGUUGAUGCUCAGAAGGUCAUUUAAAUGACCUCGCCCCGCAUAUUUUGCCAAUGUUCCAAUUUUUUCGCUGAGGCUACAGGCGUUAACUCUUAAACAGAACUCCAAAAAUGUUUUUAAAGUUUUUUUUUUUAUUUUAAAGUUUCAUUAAGCUCAUUGUUCUUUCUACUUUUUUUCUAAGUUUCUGAAAGUCAUUUUUUUGUUUUGUUUUAUGGAAACAUCAACGCAUGUGGAAAUGGAGUUUGUAUGUUGUCCUGUCAUGACACAAACUGAAUGUGUAUAUAUGGACUAACAAACUAAGGACUGUUAGUUUCACAUGUCUGAGACCAGAGAGUUCUGUUGUCGUUACUGAGGAUGUAUCAUGAUGGCCUGCGGUUGGUAUGCAAGAAAACACAGGGCUGCAUCACCUCACAGCUUCAACGACUUUAUACUGUCUUUCUGUGCGUGUUGGGGGGGGGUUACUGGGGAGGGUCACAGCUACGUCUAUAUCAAAUAUAUACUCAAACAGAAGGACUGCUAAUACUUUUGACCAGUCUUUUUUUUUGUGACUGCUUGGUUCGGAACUUUUUAAAUUUUUGUUACCCGUUUACUUUUCUAUUUAAGACCAAGAAUAUUCAGGUUCUGAUCAUGAUGUCAGCUGCUGUUUGAGCAUCAGCUGGUCAGGUCUGAUGUGCGGAUGUGAGCGUUUGCAAAAAAAAAAAAAAGAAGAAGCAGUUCUUACAUCAAGCUCACAAAUAUUGUAAGGCCGAGCAGAAACAUGAAAGAGACUGACUGAUACUAGUUUGAAACCCUUUAGGCUUUGAAGCCAUGAUCAUUCAAAAACGGUGGCACAGAUGCAUUGUGGGAGAUCAAAGGGCACAGUGUAGCUCCUUCCACUGGCCUCACAUGUAAAGCAAUAACACACAUCACAUACUGUAGCUUCUAAGAACCUCAAAAGAAAGUGUUGGAGUUCAGAGGUCACGUAUUUAAAUGUAACACGAGUCACUGUCACAUUGAGACUUCAGUCCACACAUUUUAUGGUCACUUUGAAAGAAGUGCCUUUUAUGGGAGGUUUUUUUUUCUUAGUUGCUGCUGUUUUAUGAUUUCAAUUGUUUUCAAUAAAACUGUCAUUGCCUAUCAAAGUCCA